AUGAAUCUGAUACGGAUUGCGGUGACGCUAGCGAUCUUGGCGUUGUCCAGCGCAUUCCCACUUUUUGAGAAUUUCUCGUUAACAGAUGACGUCGCAGAGACAACAACACCAGUUGUGAUUCAUCAUCGCCAUAGAAAGCAUCACUAUCGCCAUAAACAUCGUCGACGCAGCUUAGCAUCUAAGGAAGAGGCUAAAUUACGGAGAAACAAACACUUACUGCUAACAAAACCUUAUUGGCCUUGGCCUUAA
Messenger RNA from Necator americanus (New World hookworm), 249 nucleotides. RefSeq lists its product as uncharacterized. Bases 1 to 249 code for a protein of 82 amino acids. The record is from RefSeq and is a predicted model, not a curated record. Lineage: Eukaryota; Metazoa; Nematoda; Chromadorea; Rhabditida; Ancylostomatidae. The transcript is spliced from 3 exons.